GUUGUUUUGAUGGACAAAGUCAUUCCACUAACCUCACCUUGCUGCCAUAGCUCUCUUUGCCUCCCUGGAAUUCUUUCACCCCGCCAAAAUGGGAGAGAAAAUCAACGAAGAGCAAGUUUCAAACUUGCUGGCAAUACUCCGAACUGAUGCGUCCAUUGAUGCGAAGGUUAAUCAAAUCAAUAAUGUCAAAUCCGGUAUCAAACAGAACAAUGUGCCGGAACCCUGUGUGCUCCCUCUCUUUGAGGCUACGCGCCAGUCGAUGACAUCGCAGCACGCUGCAAUUGUCAAUGCCGGCUUCUCUACUCUAAACCAUCUACUCACGAGAUUGUCCCGACAAGAGCCAAAAUAUGUUGUCAAAGAGGCUGGUCGGACCCUCCCGCUGGUUAUUGAGAAGAUGGGGGACCAAAAGGAGAAAUAUAGACAGCUUGCAGCGCAAUGCCUGACGACUUUCUGGAAAGUGGCACCUAUGGACGUGGAGCGAAUAGUAAAGAAUGCUGGUAUGGUUGGUAAGAACCCACGGAUGAAGGAAGCGUCUAUGAACUGGCUCGUUCAGAUGCACCAAGAGAAUGGCAUGCCUUUCAAGAGCUUUGUGUCGACAUUGAUGGACCUUCUCGAGGAUGCCGAUGGCAUGGUCAGGGACACUGCGAGGAAUUCGGUCAUUGCUCUCUUCCAGAACGCUCCAAAUGCUGCAAAGUCCGACUUGAAGAAACAACUAAAGAAUUUCAAUGUACGACCGACAAUAGUAGCGGCUAUCACAGCUACUCUUGGACCCGGAAAUGCUCCUGAGCCAGCAGAGCCAAUAGUUGCCGAGAUACCUUCACGCCCAACCUUGGCCAACAGUGUCUCCUCGAUGUCGAGCGUCCGGCCAUCGACUCCUGUUAUAGAAGCUAAAGCUGAACAAGUCGAACCAUCUUAUGUGAACACACAGAGAGAGCUUGACGACACAUUCCGAGAUAUGUAUCCGUUUUUUGAAGGAAAGGAAUCGGAGCAAAAUUGGUUGAAACGAGAACAAAGCUGCACCAAAUUACGAAGACUCAAUGCUGGAAAUGCACCCAGCGAUUUCCACGAUGCCUUCCUUGUCGGAAUCAAAGGUCUCUUGGAUGGAAUUUUGAAGGCUGUAAACUCACUGAGAACCAGUCUUUCAAAAGAGGGUUGCAGCGUCGUUCAAGAAAUUGCACGAACUGCUGGACCAGGGCUAGAUCCUAUGGUCGAAAUUCUUCUCCAGAACCUAAUCAAAUUGUGCGGUGGUACAAAAAAGAUCAGCUCCCAGCAAGGUAAUGUAACGGUCGAUAUCAUCAUCAGCAAGGUUUCGUACAAUAUUCGAAUCAUGCAACAUAUCUUUGCAGCAUGCCAAGACAAGAACGUUCAGCCAAGAACCUAUGCAACCGGAUGGCUGAAGACUUUGUUGAAGAAGGAAGCCCACCAUAAGAGUCAUAUUGAACAUACGGGAGGGCUCGACUUGAUCGAAAAGUGUAUCAAAAAGGGUCUGGCAGAUGCAAAUCCAGGCGUUCGAGAAAAUAUGAGAUCGACUUUCUGGGCUUUCGCGCAGAUUUGGCCUGCCAAGGCGGACGCUAUUAUGGCAACUCUGGAUGCAACCCAGGCAAGACUUCUGGAAAACGCCCCAGACAAUCCAAAUUCACCCAAAAAGGCAGAGACUGUUGCUGCUCGACCCGGAUUAGGAUUCUCCAAGAGCACGACUGGACCACCCAAGCCUUCCUUAAGGGAGACGAUGUUGGCUCAAAAGAAGGCUGUUUUGGCCAACAAGAAUAUUCCUGCUCGCCCGGGCUCAGCCAUGUCCAGUUUCUCUCCUAUGCGUACGGUCUCGACGUCGUCCAAUGCAUCCGCAUCGUCCACAGCUUUAGAAAUAGGACCAGUGAGACCCCGACCCGAGUCGACAACUGUUGCCCAUGGUGGUCUUUCUGUCGCUCCAAUGCGGCCUACCAAAUUCCGUCCUGCCCCUCGACCGGAACUUACCGCAAGACCCGCAACAGCAGGCCCUUACUCAGUAAGACGUCCAGGUCACGGUCCUACUAACAGUGAUGGCACUAGCCCAUCGACAAGCAGAAUGGUAAAGGCAAGAACACCUAGUGCUAGCAGUACAAGCCCACCAAAGCGACCGACUACGCGACCAAACACGAGUCACUCCAGUCAUACUAGCCAAUCCAGCCAUGCAAGUCCUGUGAGGAGUACCGUCAGCAGAGUAGCAGCAUCCCCUCGCGCCAGCCCAGCAAAACCUAAGUCUUCUCACACCGCUUUCACAUCGUCGAGUCCAUCAAAAGCCGAUGAGGAUUUCACCAUGGUUGUUCCGACGUUGACGGGACUGAAGGGACCGCAUCCUCAGAGUGUGCCACUGACAAUUGAGUCUUCUGAUGAAGAUGAGAUUGUCACACCUUUGAAGUCAAUGAAGGUUUACGAAGAUCCAUUCUCAAGCGCGGAUGACCAGACCACCCCAAGACCAGCGAUCACAGCUCCGGUACUGGAAGAAGUCGCUGUUAAUGAAGAUGCCUCGAAUUUGGUGCGAAAUGGAAUGAGCAGUAUGAAUGGCGCGGAGACAGCGAAGACAGCCCCAAUUUCGCCGGAGCGUAUGAAACAAAAUUCUCGGCUGCUCGACAGCGGCAUCACGAAGAUAAAGGCAAAGUCGUUAGAUGUCCAUGGUUUCCGUAAACUCCAAGGAAUGAUUAAGGACAAUAGAGCAGCUUGGUCUGACGACAGAUUCGAUGUUUUACUUCUAGGACUUUUCGAAUAUCUCGAAGCACCAUUAACUUCGCUCUCACCAGAGAAAAUCCAGGACGUCAAGGCUCAGAUCUUGGCAACGAUUAUGCUUAUGCACAAGAAAGAUCACGAUGCAUUCCGGCCUCAUGUCCCCAAAGGGCUAGAAUCCCUCCUUACAACCCGAAGCUGCUAUGAUGCACGCGCACACAUCGUUAGUGGACUCGAAUUACUCGCUGCUGAGCUCGUCACCCUUGCAGACCCCAAGCAAACAACCAACAAGAUCACCUCACAACUUCAGAACGAGCAAAUGACACUCGAAGGCUGCCGAACCCUCUCCAUGGGUCUCCAUGUCCUGAAGAAGCUCCUCGAUGCGAAGAAUGAGUUCGUUCCGAGUGAAGAGGAAGUCCAGGAGAUGUGCAAGCUUGCUGCGAGAUGUUUAGAGAGUUCUGAGAGCGGCGUUCGGAUGGAUGCCGUGCAGCUUUGUGUUAGUGUUCAUUCGAGGGUUGGGGAAGCGAGAUUCUGGAAAGAAUUGGGAGGCGUGAAAGAUGACCCGAAGAGCCUGAUUACUUAUUACAUCGUCAAGAAGCAGAGAGAGCUAGCGGCUAGUGGAUGAGCGGUAGGUGAUAUGCGUGACGAACGGACAGACUCGGCACUUUUGGCGAGGUUUGAUUACGGUCUUGGAGAGGGGCGAGCAUACAAACAAGAGAGGUGCGUGUUGAGAAGAUGGUGUACGAAUACGCUUUGUAAUUCAUUUUUCUAAUUUCCUUUCGCGCUCCGGGCUGUUAAGUUGCGAGGGAAGUUUUGGUGUUGGGGCGUUGACCCUUGGGGCGUGGAGAGAGCGGCCGGCGUUGGCUGUCUAGACUUAUGAAUAGUAAUGCAAUGCAAUAAGUGAUCUACUUCG
Messenger RNA from Hyaloscypha bicolor E, 3613 nucleotides. Its product is annotated as ARM repeat-containing protein. The transcript is spliced from 5 exons. Gene Ontology annotation, biological process: mitotic spindle assembly; astral microtubule depolymerization. Gene Ontology annotation, molecular function: microtubule binding. Gene Ontology annotation, cellular component: mitotic spindle; spindle microtubule; microtubule organizing center. The record is from RefSeq and is a predicted model, not a curated record. Bases 89 to 3325 code for a protein of 1078 amino acids. Lineage: Eukaryota; Fungi; Ascomycota; Leotiomycetes; Helotiales; Hyaloscyphaceae.